Molecule: messenger RNA, 1395 nt
Organism: Prosopis cineraria
Lineage: Eukaryota; Viridiplantae; Streptophyta; Magnoliopsida; Fabales; Fabaceae
Product: G-type lectin S-receptor-like serine/threonine-protein kinase At1g67520
Exons: 3
Coding region: 1-1395 (464 amino acids)
Source: RefSeq, a predicted model, not a curated record
AUGCUCAUAGGUGAAGUGCUAAGUUUUGAUUUGGUCCCUGACUUUAUUCUGUACUCUCCAACAAUGAUUUACAAACUGCAUUUGGUCUCUUAUUUUGACGAGUACUUCUUGGGAAUCACUAAACCUCAACAAAUCUUCUGGAUUGCCAACCGAGACGAUCCCCUUGACCUCACCAAGAGACCGAGGCUUAUAAUCGAUGAGUAUGGCAACAACACAAUUGUUUACCAUCUAGAUCCCGCCAUUACUAUUCCUAUAUACUCUUUCUCAACUUCCAACGCACAACAAAUCAUCAGAGCUAGCCUCAUUUUAAAGGAUAAUGGUUUCUUGCAGCUUGUUCAGAAGAAUGAAACUGGACCUGACACAGUGCUAUGGGACAGUUUUGAUCACCCUAAUAACGUUAUCCCUAGAGGGAUAAGAUUGGGAUUAGACAGAGUAACAGGGAAGAAACGGAACAUAACGUCAUGGGCAUCACCAGGAAGCCCAGCUUCUGGUUCAUUUACUUUAGGAAUGGACGUGGACAACAACACCAUGCAAUUGGUUAUAUGGUGGCAAGGAAGCGUGUACUGGAAAAGUUGGCCCAUGACGCAAUGGCAUAAUAGGACAACUGAAGCAGAAGGAUUUCGUAGUCACUAUUACUCGAGAUAUUCAGAUCUCUUAUUUCUGAACGAAACAAAUGGAAGAGAAAUCAAUGUGAUAUUUGCAGGGACGUUGUCCGGUGAUAAUAACAAUGAUAAUAAUACGAAUUUCAUUGGUUUGAAUCCAAGGGGUGAACUUUAUGGAGCAGUUUCUGUGUCGUGCAAUGGUGAGAACCCAGAACAUUUUGCGGGAUGUAACCCUCCCAAGCCUCCGAGUUGCAGACACCCACAUGCUUACGUGUCAUUUGUCAACAAUCGAACCGCUCGUAUGUCAGAAGAAGGGUUCAGGAUUGAAAACACACAGACUCUGACCGUUUUUUGGUUUUUCCCACUUAUAAAUCAAAUGCUUGAUCUAGUGGAAAAGAGAUUGAGACAGGCCAAGUUAUUGCAUGAAAUUGGAGAUACUGCCAUACCCUUCACUAUAAAUGGUAAAAGGAAAUCCAAUGAAAGCGAUAAAACAGGCCAAGAGAUUCAUAAAUUCAGCUUUGAAAGCAUUGCCACGGCAACAUGUAACUUCUUGUCAACAAAUAAGCUAGGUGAGGGUGACUUUGGACCUGUCUACAAGGAUCAAGCCGAGGAUAGACCCAACAUGUCAGAAGUGGUUUUUUUUCUGUCAAAUGACACAAUUUUACUUGUUGAACCUAAACAACCUGUAUUCUUCACAACUGCAGCAGAAAAGAAGACCUCAUUGGCUAAUAAUAUUAAAGGACAAAAUUGUUCUAUUUAUGAUGCAAUCGUUUCAGAUAUAGACGGAAGAUAA